This is a messenger RNA of Cyphellophora attinorum, 2325 nucleotides long. RefSeq names its product Ubiquitin homeostasis protein lub1. Lineage: Eukaryota; Fungi; Ascomycota; Eurotiomycetes; Chaetothyriales; Cyphellophoraceae. The record is from RefSeq and is a predicted model, not a curated record. Gene Ontology annotation, biological process: proteasome-mediated ubiquitin-dependent protein catabolic process; ubiquitin recycling. The coding region runs from base 1 to 2325 and encodes 774 amino acids. Gene Ontology annotation, cellular component: cytoplasm; nucleus. The transcript has 3 exons. Gene Ontology annotation, molecular function: ubiquitin binding.
AUGGGUAGUCCGGAGUAUAAGCUGAGCGCAGUCCUUGCGGGGCACACCAGUGAUGUUCGGGCAGUACUCUUCCCAGACCCGUCAUUAGCAGUCACUGCCUCGAGAGACGGUACUACGCGAAUAUGGAAGCGUACCAGCACAUCUCCUCCAACAUAUGAUCCCUCCGAAUCUUCCCACGGCGCACAAUUCAAAACAUGUCUCGCAUACGUACCAGGAAGUAAGGAGUACCCCGAAGGGCUAAUCAUCUCCUCGGGUCAAGAUGCGCUCAUCGAGCGCGCCAGCCCUCGACAAGGCGACUGGUUCGUCAGUGGGAGUUGGGACAGCUCCGCGCGAGUCUGGCAGAUUGGCCGAUGGGAAACAGAUGUCGAGCUGCAAGGACAUAGCGCCACCGUCUGGGCAGUGCUUGCAUACGAUCGAGAUACGGUCAUUACUGGUUGCGCCGACAAGGGCAUAAGGAUAUUUGACGGUCGAGGCAAGCAGAAACACGGUUUCGAUGGCAAGGAUGUCGUGAGAGCUCUCGCUGCACUACCACAGGGCCACCCGUCAGGUGCACACUUCGCGUCUGCAUCCAACGAUGGCUGCAUCCGGCUAUGGACUCUGAAAGGUGACUUAGUUGCUGAACUUUGGGGUCAUGAAGCUUUCAUCUAUUCGCUUGCUGUCUCAAGUGAUGGAGAAAUUAUCAGCGCUGGCGAAGACCGAACAGUCAGAGUAUGGCGAGGGCAAGAAUGCGUACAGGUCAUCACUCUGCCAGCAAUCUCCGUCUGGGCUGUUGCUGUUGGCACGAACGGCGACAUAAUCACCGGAUCCAGCGACAAGAUAGCGCGAAUCUUCUCCCGAGAUCCAUCGCGACAAGCAGAUCCAUCCGUUCUUGCCGAGUUUGAACAGUCGUUGCAGUCCUCUGCUGUUCCAAAACAAGCCAUGAACAACGAUCUAAACAUGCAGGAUAUGCCGGGACCAGAUUUCCUCACCCAGAAGUCAGGUACGAAAGAAGGGCAGAACCAAAUAAUAAAAGAAGACGACGGCAGUGCAACAUUAUACCAAUGGUCAAUGUCUCAGCAGACUUGGAUCAAGAUCGGUACCGUCGUCGAUUCGGCGGGCUCCAGCGACAAGAAAGAGUACAAUGGUCGACAGUACGAUUACGUCUUCGACAUCGACAUCGAGGACGGGAAACCACCUCUAAAGCUACCCUACAAUGUCACGCAAAAUCCUUACGAAGCAGCCACGAAGUUCCUCCAAGACAACGAAUUACCCAUGACAUAUCUCGAUGAGACCUCUAAUUUUAUUAUCAAGAACUCGCAAGGCGCGACGAUCGGUCAGUCGUCACAAGCGCCAGUUGGCGCAGAUCCCUGGGGCUCCGAAAAUCGAUAUCGUCCAGGCGAGGUGCCUCAGUCAAAUUAUCAGCCACGGAUUCAACCGUCUGCCGUCGCAAAGCAGGUACUGCCACAGAAGCAGUACCUCCCAAUCGCACUCGGCAAGUCAUCGGCCGCUUUGGGACAGAUCACGAAGCGCAACGCAGAAUAUGCUGGCUCCGACCUGGCGCUCAGUCCUGCGCAACUCGAGACACUUUCCAUGGUGGCGCAACAGCUCGAUCAGCGAAAGUCCGGUGAUGCUCCAAACCUUUCAUCAGAAAGCGUCGAAAGCGUGCUACCAUCGCUAAUCACAGCAGCAACGAAGUGGACGCCAGCAAGCAAUCGUCUCGCCGCACUGGACUUACUACGUUUCCUCGCGGCCGCACUCAAGACAUGGCCCGCUACAGACAGCGAAGACGUCGUAGCGGCCAUCCUCAACAGCCGGAUCUUCGAGCCCUCACAAAUCCAAGCUAACAGCAAGCUGAUCAUGAUUGCAGCCCGCUUGUUCUCGAACCUCCUGUACGGCUCAGGCAAACACCUGAUCGAGAAACACUUGAGCGCCAUCAUCGAGGCACUCAAAGCCCCUUCGAACCUCGCGCAGACUGACAGCGGCGUCGCUGUCGCCUACGCGACAUUCGCACUCAACGCGUCAGUCUAUCUCACGAGCAGCAAGCUAGACGACGACGUCGCUGCGACGUGGGCAUUUGAGCUAUUGGAGCAGCUCGUGCCGUUCUUGGCCUCGGUGCCCACGGUCGAUCACACUGCCGGCAGCGAUCCAAAUGCGCAGACGACGGAGCCGGCGUAUCGCGCGCUGGUGGCGUUGGGAACGAUUCUGGUCGGGUUGAAGCAUUCAGCGGUGAAGGAGGCGGGGAGCGCGAUGGAUGUGGGCAGGGUGCUCGAUCAAUUGCAGGAGCGGAAGUAUCUGGAGGAGCCGAGGUUUCAGGGUGUGGUGAAGCAGUUGCGGGGUGUGCUGUGA